Molecule: messenger RNA, 2331 nt
Organism: Salvelinus sp. IW2-2015
Lineage: Eukaryota; Metazoa; Chordata; Actinopteri; Salmoniformes; Salmonidae
Gene: dcaf17
Product: ddb1 and cul4 associated factor 17
Biological process (GO): protein ubiquitination
Cellular component (GO): Cul4-RING E3 ubiquitin ligase complex
Source: RefSeq, a predicted model, not a curated record
UAUGUGAAGUGCAGUAAUUCAAUUCGCCCUUGCCCUGCUAAACGAUUCACCUUUUCUUUUUUUUUACUUUGGCGAAGGGUAACGUCUACAAAACGCAGUCCACUCUGUUUGUUACAGAUUCUAGUUUUGAAAACUGAAAACUGUAUGGAGAUCAAAUGUUUCAUCGUUGAUAUAAUCUGAAGAAUCCCGGCCAAAAUCCACCUCGCUCUAUCGUCURCCACUGCCGACCGCUGGUCUUCCURUCAUCCCCAUAUUUGGUAGUGAGCGGAAACGCCAACCGGAUGCUUCACAUUUAUACAUCCGGUGAAAUAUAUGGCUCGUUCUAUCUGUGAUCACUGUUUAUCUGAUGCUACGGACACGUCGUUUUAGCAGUCGUGAUAGUUAGUUAUGCCUAUUUAAUUAUCGUGUUCUAAAGGACGAGGUUUGUGUAUACGUAGUAUUUGGUUGUAAACGACUCUAACAUGGUUGGGAGUAUCGAAUACCGACGUGGAUAACAGUUGAACUGCGCUUGCUUUGUUUUGGACACACUAGUGGUAUUGUGUGGAGUGUUCCAGCCCCUGUGCAUUGAGCGCCUCCUAGUGAUGCCUCAGCUGAGAGGGAAAAAUGUUGCAGCCUACCUAGACCUGAGAUCAAGAGGCAUUUUUGACGCUGGCACUUUGUCAAAACUCAACUUGAAGAUUCUCAGGGGUAUUGUCCUCCAGGACAGCAAAGACUUCACCAAAGUCUGGACCAAGUCGUCAAAAUCCACUAUAUUUUAUGAGAGUGGGAGGAUUUAUUUUGAAAAUUAUCAGUGCUGCUUCAGUAGCCUUCCAUCUGAGCCACAACUUCUGUAUGAAUUACCCAAGCGGUCCAAAGCGGAGAAGAUUGAAGAUGCAUUGCUAUGCCAGUGCCCUCUUGACAAAGGGUUGCCAACACCGUCAGAUCAAAAACCUAGCCUCUUGGCCCUGACUAGCAAUAAUUGGCUGUAUCGCUUCUCAGCUGUGACAGGACAACAAUUGGAGAAAGUUUACUUGUCCCCACAUCACAAGUUCAGAUACCUUGGCUGGGAUGUAUCGCAGGAAACAUUUUAUGUCAAGUCCAUUCAGAAUAAAGUGACAUCUUCAGCAAGACAGGCAGGUUUCAACCAAAACACCUUGCUGUACCUCGCCGUMUUCCGCGUUUUCCCCCUGCAACUUGUGGGCGUUCUGGAGAUCAACAAAAGUAUAUUUGGAAGCACUGUCAUUGAUGUAGUUCUGUCCCAAGGGGUCCUUGCAGUUUCUCACAGUACCAAGACUGUGAAGCUCUAUAGCUUUGAAGACAUUCUGAAUAAGUACAUAAGAACGGAAUUGGUUCUUGGGGAGCAGUGUCAUUCAGAAGGCGGUAAAACUGUGGGAGAAGCUCCAUUUGGCAUUCCAGUGAAUAUCCACAUCAACGAAUGCCCCCCAGUGCUGUUUGAGGUGUCAUGCUUCGAUAAUGGAGUACAGAUCGGAGGCCAUCCAUGGCACUAUAUCUUCACCCUACCCCAUAAGAAACACCAGGGGUCGUACCGCAUCUGCUCUCUCAAGGAUAACACCCUGGCAAAGCAUGGAAUACAAGACAUGAAGUGCUGUUCUCUGGAGUCUGACUGGAUCUACUUCCACCCUGAUGACUCAGGAAGAAUCAUCCAUGUUGGACCUAGCACCAUAAAUGUGCUGAAAAUUCUGAGUGAACUGGAGAGUGAUGCACAGUUCGAUAUAGUGAAGGAGUUUUCCAUCACAGCUCAUCGAGACGAUGCUGCCUCCCAGAUCAAUGUCACUUCCUCAGGCCGCACAGUGAAGAGAAGAUUUUAUCAGCUYGAUGAUGACCCAGACCGAGAGACAUUCCGGAUGGUGGAGUAUGAGGAUGAGCUUGACCUUCUGGCUGUUGUGGAGGUGACCCACAGAGAGGAUGAGGGGAAGGCCCACGUCAGACUCCAUGACAACAACACUGGAGCGUUACUGAAGAGGGUUCCACUUGUGGAGUCGUGGGAUGUGACUUACAGCCAUGAGCUGUUCUUUGACAGAGAUACAAUUGUUCAUAUUGAACAGACGAAGAACAAUAACUUCUGCUGCCAUGUCUACAAAAUCAGUCGUGGACAAGCAGAUGAGUGAAGUUGASACAUUCUUUAGCAGUUGAGACAUUCCUUCCAAUUGCUAAUGAUGGUAGUCAAAAAGAUUCCUCAAGUAAAUAGCCCCGUUGAAUGUGUUUUCCUAGUUAUUUUUUACACUUUCUUUCCCAAUAAGGACUACAUGUUGUCAUUCUGUUAAUUUGAAGAUGUUGUUGGUACUCUAAUAAUGUGUCUUAAAUAGUUAUUCCAAUACAACUGUUGGCUAA